AUGUCACUGCUACGAUGCUACAAGCCCACCAAGUACUCCGUACAACACCACUGGACCUUUCCCAGCGACACGGCAGCGCCAACCCAUGUUUGGCGUAGCGGUGGUGGGAUCGACUGGUGGGCACCAGGUACUUCUCCCGCCAGCCAGCCAAACGCCCAAGCUCCUCUCUCCUUCUACCAUCGCGAACCCUACCACCUUUUCUCUUGUCGUGAUCCCGUCACUUUCGAGCAUUUGGAUAGCUCUCAUAUCUUGUCUCAAAGUGCAUCCCAUCUCUACAAUCCAGACCUCCUACCCUGCACACAUACCAUCCGUGCUCGAGCUCCCGACGACUGA
This is a messenger RNA of Colletotrichum lupini, 333 nucleotides long. RefSeq lists its product as uncharacterized. The record is from RefSeq and is a predicted model, not a curated record. Bases 1 to 333 code for a protein of 110 amino acids. Lineage: Eukaryota; Fungi; Ascomycota; Sordariomycetes; Glomerellales; Glomerellaceae. The transcript is spliced from 3 exons.